CAAAAUCAUAAUGAAAGGAAACGUCAGUAUGUCGUUUCCUCCUAAACUGAGAGGUCACUGAUUUUCUGUAGUUCUUGGAAUACACGAAACUUGAAAUACGAGUGAGUGAAGUGAAUUGAGUCUGGAUCGUUUAGAGAGGAUCGAAGCAAAAGCAACAAACAACCUAGAGAUGGGCCUCGCCGGCGUCGUUUUGCUCCUCGUGCUGUGCUCAAUGCUGCAGGUGCCCCCCUCGGCCUCGGCCAGGACCGUCGUCAGGAGCCACCAUCCCCCUCCGAGCCUUGAGCACUCCAACGCCCACAGACUCUCUAAGCUGUGCUGCGGGGAGGGCCAGUUUCUGGACCUCGCCUCCGCCGAGUGCCGAACGCCGCGAAGCCACCGCGCGCCAAGCCCCGGCCCCGGCCCCGGCCCCGCGCACAGCCUCCUGCAACGCAGCGGGCUCACGGACUUGCCUCCCAAUUGCCCCAAGCCGCAGAAGUACGACCCCGAAGCCAAGGUGUGCAGAGAAGUGUGGAGGAAGAGGAGG
Gryllus bimaculatus (two-spotted cricket) is the source of this 523-nucleotide messenger RNA. The record is from the annotation of a GenBank genome assembly. NCBI's taxonomy places the organism in Eukaryota, Metazoa, Arthropoda, Insecta, Orthoptera, Gryllidae.